This is a messenger RNA of Peromyscus californicus insignis, 768 nucleotides long. RefSeq names its product mitotic-spindle organizing protein 2-like. The record is from RefSeq and is a predicted model, not a curated record. The transcript has 4 exons. Gene Ontology annotation, cellular component: spindle; centrosome. Lineage: Eukaryota; Metazoa; Chordata; Mammalia; Rodentia; Cricetidae. Bases 75 to 536 code for a protein of 153 amino acids.
GAAACGGGCGGCCAGUAGGAGGCGCUGUGGAACCUCUUGGCGGCCUGGGCCCAACGCUCCCCUUUCCUGCACGAAUGGCGGCAGCCGGUUGUGGGGCUGGGCUCGGGACAUCCACAGGACUGGAGGCGGCGACGCUGCAGAAGCUGGCGCUUCGGCGGAAGAAGGUGCUGGGAACUGAGGAGAUGGAGCUGUACGAGCUUGCGCAGGCUGCUGGUGCCACCAUCGACCCCGAUGUGUUCAAGAUCCUGGUGGACUUGCUGAAUCUGAACGUGGCUCCCCUGGCCGUCUUCCAGAUACUGAAGUCCAUGUGUGCUGGGCAGCGGCUGGCGAGCGAUCCCCAGGACUCGGUAUCCAUGUCUCUGCCCACAUCAGAGACCCGAGGGUCUCACGUGGCCCAGGCUGACCUAGAACUAUGUACCCCAGAUUGGCCUUCAAUUCAUAAUUCUCCGUCUCCCAAAUGCUGGGAUUACAGGAAGAAACAGAGGUGGCCCCACUCUUGGCAGUGUGCCCAUAGUGGCAGAACGUGGAAGCCGUGAAGGACCCAUCCAGAGGAUGCCACGCCAGCCCAGUGCUACUAGGUUGCCCAAAGUGGCAGGACCUGGGAAAAGUAACUCCCGGAGCAGCACAUAGUCCAGAACAGAGGCUGCACUUGGCAUCACAGUUGAGGCAGAUGCUGUCCACUCUGCACUUCCUUCAACCUUCCUGAGAAGCUGAGCAUCUCUCUCUGCCACUUCUGGAUACUAUUAAAGCACAGCGAUUUAGAGUGAA